Messenger RNA from Dipodomys spectabilis (banner-tailed kangaroo rat), 3535 nucleotides. It is a transcript of the gene Lars2, whose product is annotated as leucyl-tRNA synthetase 2, mitochondrial. Gene Ontology annotation, molecular function: aminoacyl-tRNA deacylase activity; leucine-tRNA ligase activity; ATP binding. The transcript has 21 exons. Bases 222 to 2936 code for a protein of 904 amino acids. Gene Ontology annotation, biological process: leucyl-tRNA aminoacylation; mitochondrial translation. Gene Ontology annotation, cellular component: mitochondrion. Lineage: Eukaryota; Metazoa; Chordata; Mammalia; Rodentia; Heteromyidae. The record is from RefSeq and is a predicted model, not a curated record.
GCUGGCUUGACCGGUCCGUGGACGCCUUAGAAGGUUCGGGGGAGUUCGAGCCCUUGUGGAGCCUCAGGCCGAGGGCCUGUGAGCAGGUCAAAAAUAAUCAAAAGAAGAGGAGAAAGGAUGUGAAGUCAGAGCAGGAAGCACUGAUGUGUGUUUGCCAAGUAGAGGAGUUCCUGAGCUGAUUCCCUGUUCUGAGAACCCAGGACUCUCUUUCCUGCUGAAGAAUGGCUACUGGCUGGCAGAAGCUGGGCUCGUCUGCCUGUCUCUUGAAAACACAAUUGCAUGGUCUGACAGCCAUCAUCAGCAAAUGGGGAAGGAGGGUAACACCAGUCUGUGUCCGAAGCAUUUACAGUGCCACGGGGAAGUGGCCGAAAGACUACACACUCCAGACAAGAAAGGAUGUUGAGAAAUGGUGGUAUCCUCGGAUAAAAGAGCAGGCCUCGAAAACUUCUGAAAUGGAUAAGUCAAAGCCCAAGUUCUACGUGCUGUCCAUGUUCCCUUAUCCUUCCGGCAAGCUGCACAUGGGCCACGUCCGUGUCUACACCAUCAGCGACACCAUUGCACGCUUCCAGAGAAUGAGAGGCAGGCAGGUCAUCAAUCCCAUGGGAUGGGAUGCGUUCGGACUGCCUGCCGAGAAUGCCGCUGUAGAGAGGAAUUUACAUCCAGAAAGCUGGACCCGAAGGAACAUCGAACACAUGAGGGGUCAGCUGGACCACCUGGGCCUGUGCUUCAGCUGGGAUCGAGAAAUUACCACAUGUUUGCCAGAUUACUACAGAUGGACACAGUACCUAUUUAUUAAACUCUAUGAAGCUGGACUGGCCUAUCAAAAGGAGGCUCUAGUUAACUGGGAUCCCGUAGAUCACACAGUGCUGGCCAAUGAGCAGGUGGAUGAACACGGCUGCUCCUGGCGCUCGGGGGCAAAGGUGGAGCAGAAGUACCUGAAACAGUGGUUUCUUAAGACCACUGCAUAUGCAAAGGCCAUGCAGGACGGGCUGGCAGACCUUCCCGAGUGGUAUGGCAUAAAGGGCAUGCAGGCCCACUGGAUCGGGGACUGCGUGGGCUGCCAUCUGGACUUCACGUUAAAGGUGGAUGGCCGAGACACUGGAGAAAAGCUGACAGCAUACACAGCCACCCCUGAGGCCAUAUAUGGUACCUCCCAUGUGGCCAUUUCUCCCAGCCACAGACUCCUACACGGGCACAGCUCUCUGAAGGAGGCUUUUCAGAAGGCCUUGGUACCUGGCAAAGAUUGUCGCACACCGGUGAUAGCCGCGAACAUGCUCACCCAGCAGGAGGUCCCUGUCAUCAUUGCGGCCGGAGCUGACUUAGAAGGCUCUCUGGAUUCAAAAAUAGGGAUUCCUAGCACCAGCCCAGAGGAUGCUCUCCUAGCCCACGCAUUGGGCCUGUCCUACUCAGAAGUCAUCGAAACCCUGCCAGACGGCACAGAAAGACUGUGUUCCUCGGCUGAGUUUACAGGCAUGACUCGCCAGGAGGCCUUUCUAGCCGUGACUCAGAAAGCCAGAGGGAAGAGAGUGGGCGGAGAGGUGACAAGUGACAAGCUGAAGGACUGGCUGAUCUCCCGCCAGCGGUACUGGGGCACACCGAUCCCCAUUGUCCACUGCCCAGCCUGCGGCCCAGUGCCCGUUUCCCUGGAGGACCUGCCCGUGACCCUGCCCCGCAUCUCGUCUUUCACUGGCAAGGGCGGCUCGCCCCUGGCUACAGCUUCGGAGUGGGUGAACUGCACCUGCCCAAGGUGCAAAGGGGCAGCCAGGAGGGAGACAGACACAAUGGACACCUUCGUUGACUCCGCCUGGUACUACUUGAGAUACACAGACCCCCACAAUCCUCACAGACCCUUCAGCCGGGAGUUGGCAGACUACUGGAUGCCAGUAGAUUUGUACAUUGGAGGAAAAGAGCAUGCUGUCAUGCACUUGUUCUAUGCAAGGUUCUUCAGUCAUUUUUGCCACGAUCAAAAAAUGGUCAAACACAGGGAACCAUUUCACAAGCUGCUGGCCCAAGGCCUCAUCAAGGGGCAGACCUUCCGCCUGCCAUCGGGACAGUACCUGCAGAGAGAGGAGGUAGACCUCACAGGUUCUGUUCCUGUGCACGCCCAAACGAGAGAGAAGUUAGAGGUGACGUGGGAGAAGAUGAGCAAGUCCAAACACAACGGCGUGGACCCCAAGGAAGUGGUCGCCCAGUACGGGAUCGACACUAUUCGCCUCUACAUCCUCUUUGCCGCCCCUCCCGAGAAAGAUAUCUUGUGGGAUGUGAAGACCGACGCCCUUCCUGGGGUGCUAAGAUGGCAGCAACGUCUGUGGUCCCUGACGACCCGGUUUCUAGAGGCCAGGGCUGGAGGCACGGAGCCCCAGCCUCAGCGGCUGAGCAGUAAGGAGAGAGCCGAGGCCAGCAGAAUCUGGAAGUACAAGAAUGCUGUCAUUUCCCAGGUGACUUCCCACUUCGUGGAGGACUUCUCUCUGAAUUCUGCAAUUACUCAGUUGAUGGGACUUAGUAAUGUGCUCUUGCAAGCCUCUCAGAAGAUCGUCGUCCACAGCCCUGAGUUUGAGGACGCCCUGUGUGCCCUGCUGGCAAUGGCUGCUCCCAUGGCCCCCCAUGUUACCUCCGAGCUCUGGGCAGGUCUAGCGCUGGUACCCCGGAAACUGUGUAAGCAUUAUACCUGGGAUACUGGGGUGCUACUUCAGACUUGGCCCACUGUGGACCCAGAGUACCUUCAGCAACCUGACAUUGUACAGAUGGCUGUCCUGAUCAACAACAAAGCCUGCGGCAAGAUCCCCGUGCCCCAGCACGUAGCUCAGGACCCCGAUAAAGUGCACGAACUUGUCCUGCGGAGCGAGCUGGGCGUCAGGCUCUUGCAAGGGAAAUGCAUCAAGAAGGCUUUCCUCUCGCCCCGGACCGCCCUCAUCAACUUCCUGGUGCAAGAGUAACCCCGCGAAGGGGGAAGCCCAGAGGAGCCUCCUUCGUUCCGGGCCAGCUCCAAGAAAAGGAAAAGUCACAUGCCUUGGAUAUUGCCCUGGCCCCAGGAUAGACGAGAGACAACAGAGUACCUGUGAAUUGUGGCCUGGUAGAGGAGAGAGGCUGGCUGUGGGCAAAGGAGAAAUGGAGCAGAGGUCACGCAGCCAUCCCUUGGUCGCCUUCCUGGUCAGGGUGAGGAAGCUGUCCGACUCGAUCAGAAGAUACCGGGAUGCUAUGGGGAAGGAGAAGAGACGUGAUCGAGGAUCGGGGCUCCUGAGCAGCCAGAAGCCUCUAGAUCUCAGUGAUAGCGCUGCCUUCUCUUUGGACUCCUCAAACCCAGGGAGCUGCUUGACAGUCAUCCCAAGCCUCCUGACGCUAGGGACUGAUCUCCCAGCUCUCAAGUUACUAAGGAAACCAUUCAGGUCACACACAAACAUCCAGUGUGAACAAGUGGACACGCCAGGCCUUCAGAAGUUACUCAGGCCCAGCACUGGUAGCUUACACUUGUAAUCUCAGCUACUCAGGAGGCUGAGACCUGAGGCCUCAAAGCCAACCCCGGUGGGAAUGUCCA